Messenger RNA from Penicillium egyptiacum, 1521 nucleotides. The record is from the annotation of a GenBank genome assembly. Lineage: Eukaryota; Fungi; Ascomycota; Eurotiomycetes; Eurotiales; Aspergillaceae.
AUGAAAGACAAGCGCACAGCAAGAAGAGUUGUCUCGGGACUCGCUUCGGCCAAACCAUGGUGGAAAACCACACACCUCAUCCACCUAAACAGCCUAAUAGCAAGCCUAAUCCUCUUCUCCAGCACAUUCGGCUACGACAUCUCCCUAAUGAACAGCCUGCAAUCCCUGCCCCAAUGGCAAACGUUCAUGAGCAACCCAAAAGGAAUAAAACUCGGCUUCAUAAACGCCCUCCAAAGCAUAGGCAGCAUACUCUUCCUACCCAUGCAAGCAUGGUCCGCCAACCGCUUCGGCCGCAAACCCACAAUCCUAGCGGGGUACAUCUUCAUCGUCCUUGGCGUGGGACUCCAAGCCGCCGCCCCAAACACAAAUACAUUCAUCUACUCCCGCCUACUGGUAGGUAUCGCCAGCGCCUGGUUCCAGUGCGCCGUGAUCCUCGUCACGGAAAUCGCGUAUCCACCGCAUCGCUCGCUCGUCACUGCCAUCUACAUGUGCCAGUACUAUGUCGGGUCCUCGCUGUCCGCGUGGGUUUCCUUCGGGACGAGGAAUAUGCAGAGUACCUGGGCGUGGCGCCUGCCUGUGCUUAUGCAGAUUGCAUUGCCGCUUCUUGCCUUGCCUGGGACGUUAUAUGUGCCAGAAUCGCCGCGUUGGCUGACUAGGUGUGGGCGGGUUGAGGAGGCAAAGCGUAUUCUGGUUAGAUUUCAUGCUGGUGGGGAUGAGGGUUCGCAGUUGGUGGCUUCUGAGAUGGAGGAUAUUAGCCGGGGGCUGGCGGCGGAGCAGAAGGCUCGACGGGAGGCGCGCUGGAUUGAUUGUGUUAAGACUCGUGGGAAUCGGUAUCGGCUUUUCUUGAGUGUUUCUUUGGGUAUCUUUGCUCAGUGGAAUGGAGGUGGUGUGGUGUCAUACUACCUAGCCCUUAUCCUCGAUACAAUCGGUGUAACCUCGUCAACAGACCAGACACUCAUAAACGGAUUCCUCCAGCUCUGGAACCUGAUUAUGAGCAUGGUGGGCGCGUGUCUUGUCGACCAUGCUGGUCGCCGUCCGCUCUUCAUCACAUCGACUGUGAUCAUGCUGAUCAGCUACAUCUUCAUUACUGCGCUAUCGGGAAGCUUCACGACGACGGGGACCAGCUCCGUCGGAACAGCUGUGAUCCCGUUCUUGUUUAUCUACUAUGCGGGCUACGACAUCGCUUUCACUCCGCUGCUCCUGGCGUACCCGGCGGAGAUCUGGACGACCUCGCUGCGUGCUAAGGGUGUUGCUAUAUCCACGAUCUCGAAUUAUGUAGCCCUGAUUUUUAAUCAGCUUAUUAACCCUAUUGCGUUUGAAAGAAUUUCUUGGAAAUAUUAUUUUGUGUUUUUGGUCGUGCUGCUUGUUGUCUUGGUUGUUGUUUGGAAGACCUACCCCGAGACUAGGGGGAGGUCGCUUGAAGACAUUGCUUUUAUUUUUGAUGGGGAGGAGGCGCGUGUUACUGCUGGUGAUGCUAUGGAGAAAAGGCAUGAGGGAAAAUUUGAACAUCGAGAGGAGUGA